This is a messenger RNA of Mytilus californianus (California mussel), 1274 nucleotides long. RefSeq names its product maleylacetoacetate isomerase-like. The coding region runs from base 16 to 741 and encodes 241 amino acids. The record is from RefSeq and is a predicted model, not a curated record. Gene Ontology annotation, cellular component: mitochondrion; cytoplasm. NCBI's taxonomy places the organism in Eukaryota, Metazoa, Mollusca, Bivalvia, Mytilida, Mytilidae. Gene Ontology annotation, biological process: glutathione metabolic process; L-phenylalanine catabolic process. The transcript has 9 exons. Gene Ontology annotation, molecular function: glutathione transferase activity; maleylacetoacetate isomerase activity.
CCAGCAUGGAAUGGAAUGAUUGUAAAAAAUGUAAGGUGCACAAGUCUGUCUGUCACUCACUGUCAGGGUUCAUCUGACCUUGACCUCUUCUUCUUCUUCCAGCCAGUUUUGUACUCAUACUUCAGAAGCUCCUGUUCAUGGAGGGUUAGAAUAGCUUUGUUGAUGAAGAAAAUUGAUUUUGAAUACUCAGCUGUACAUUUAGUAAAAGAUGGAGGACAACAGAGAUCAGAAGAAUACAGUACUAUCAAUCCCAUGCAGCAAGUUCCUACUCUAGUCAUCAAUGGUCAAAAAAUAUCACAAUCAAUUGCUGUAUUAGAAUAUUUGGAUGAAGCUUAUCCAGAUCCUCCAUUACUGCCAAAAGAUUCCUUACAAAGAGCCAAGGUAAGGGAGAUAACUGAAACAAUUUGUUCUGGAAUUCAGCCACUACAGAACUUAGUUGUUCUUCAGAAAAUUGGAGACGAGAAGAAGAACGAAUGGGGACAUUUUUGGAUAAACAAAGGAUUUGUAGCUUUGGAGAAAUUACUAGAUAAAACUGCAGGGAAAUAUUGUUUAGGGGACCAAGUAACCAUGGCAGAUUUAUGUUUAGUGCCACAAGUUGGUAAUGCAUUAAGAUUUAAUGUAGAUAUGUCAAUGUUCCCUUUGAUAUCAAAGAUCAAUGAAGAAUUAUCUAAACUGGAAGCAUUUAAAAAAGCUCAUCCGUUUGCACAACCAGACUGUCCAGAAGAUCUUAGACAGAAAUAAAAAGCAACAGAUUUAAUGGGGAAAAAACUUCAAGUAGCCAAAUACAUGUUGGAUGGACAGCUGGACACUGUUCAGACAUUUUAUUACCAGUUUUAUGGCAGCUAUAUAAUGAUCUAAUGUAUUUUCUUGUAUUAUAAUUUUGACUAUGAAUCUCAGUUGUCUCUUCUUUUAUACUUGCAUACCCAAAAUUAUUGCCUUAAAAUGAUUGCCUUUUUUCUAGAGUUUAUUUUGAUAAUUUAAAUUCAGACACAUGCAGUUUAAACAUAUUGAUGUUGAGUUUAACAGUGUGUAAUGAUCAGGAGAAAAUAAAUAUCUCCUUGCCUUAUCAAAGCAUUUACAGUAGAGACACAAUUAUGUUUUUUCUGGACUGAUUGGAAUUUUUUAGUUGAGUAGAACAAGUUUACAUGUAUUUUUAACCAGAAAGGCUUGAUGUUAUGGUAUAGAAGUUUACAGUAAGAAUUAUUAUAUUUUUUUAGUAAAAGCUUGUGAUAUGAUCAACUGCUUUAAAAUAAAACAUAUUUAAAGAAAUGUAA